AUGGUCUUCUACUUUACGCUGACGUCGGACCCGUCCGUCAUGUGCUAUAUGGGCCGUGACAAGUACGAGAACGAGGAGCUCAUCAAGUUUGGCUGGCCAGAGGACUUUUGGUUUCAUGUGGACAAGCACAGUAGCGCGCACGUCUACGUACGCCUACCACCUGGCAAGGGAAUGAACGACUUGACGCCGGAGAUUAUCGAGGAGUGCUGCCAGCUCGUCAAGGAGAACAGUAUCGAAGGGUGCAAGCUGAACGACGUCCGCAUAGUCUACACACCAUGGAGCAACCUGAAGAAGACGGGCGACAUGGCGGUCGGCCAGGUCGGCUUCCACAAGGAGGAGCUGCGGCGCUACCACACCAUCUCCAGCAAGAACCGCCAACUGCUCAAGGCGCUCGAGAAGACGCGCGUGGAGAAGAACGACGUGGACUUCCGCAAGCUGCGCGAGGAUCGAGACAUGGAGGAGCGCCGCAAGCAGCGCGCCGAGAAGGCCGCUCAGGAACAGCAGGACAAGCUAGAGCGGGAAGAGAAGAAGCGCCAGGAGGAUUUACGGAUGUACAAGGACGUGAUGGGCGAUAACAACAUGCGCCUCAACACCGGCGAAGUGCCGGAUGAGGACGACUUCAUGUAA
Molecule: messenger RNA, 627 nt
Organism: Leishmania mexicana MHOM/GT/2001/U1103
Lineage: Eukaryota; Euglenozoa; Kinetoplastea; Trypanosomatida; Trypanosomatidae
Exons: 1
Coding region: 1-627 (208 amino acids)
Source: RefSeq, a predicted model, not a curated record